GAAAUCCCAGUUGUAAUCAUCAAAACCAUUCCAAACCAAUCCUUAUCAACCUCCCACUGCACCAUGAAACCAUUUUGUGUUUUUCUUACUUUCUUUCUCUUGCUAGCAGCAAGUAGUAAGAAGGUGGACUCAGCCGAAACAGUUUCCUUCAACUUCAACUCUUUCAGCGAAGGAAACCCCGCAAUAAAUUUCCAAGGUGACGUCACUGUUCUUUCAAAUGGCAAUAUACAACUCACGAACCUCAACAAGGUAAAUAGCGUCGGCCGUGUUCUUUAUGCCAUGCCGGUGCGCAUUUGGAGCAGUGCCACCGGCAAUGUCGCCAGCUUCCUCACCUCCUUCUCUUUCGAGAUGAAGGAUAUCAAAGAUUAUGAUCCUGCCGACGGUAUCAUCUUUUUCAUUGCACCGGAAGAUACGCAGAUUCCUGCCGGCAGUAUUGGUGGUGGAACCUUAGGCGUCUCUGACACUAAAGGGGCGGGUCACUUUGUUGGAGUGGAGUUUGAUACCUAUUCCAACAGUGAGUACAACGAUCCACCCACUGAUCACGUUGGAAUUGAUGUAAAUAGCGUGGAUUCGGUGAAGACCGUGCCAUGGAAUAGUGUGAGUGGAGCAGUGGUGAAAGUGACUGUGAUAUAUGACUCUUCAACAAAGACAUUGAGUGUUGCUGUGACCAACGACAAUGGCGAUAUUACCACCAUUGCUCAAGUUGUUGAUUUGAAGGCGAAGCUUCCGGAGAGGGUCAAGUUCGGUUUUUCUGCCUCCGGCUCCCUUGGCGGUCGUCAGAUACAUCUCAUCCGUUCAUGGUCUUUCACUUCAACCUUGAUAACAACAACCAGAAGAAGCAUCGACAAUAACGAAAAGAAAAUAAUGAAUAUGGCAAGUGCAUGAUUUGGUUUCUACGUACGCUACCUAGUACUUUUAAAGAAAGACCAGACCUUUGUGUGUUAUCAACUUUGUUUCUUUGUGUUUAAAUUAGGUUGUAUGGUUCAAUAUUUCCACUAAUCAUGGUCUGACGGUUGACCGUUUAAAUAAAAUAACAGGUCCAGUUUGGUAUAGUUUUUGUG
This is a messenger RNA of Arachis ipaensis, 1061 nucleotides long. RefSeq names its product galactose-binding lectin. Lineage: Eukaryota; Viridiplantae; Streptophyta; Magnoliopsida; Fabales; Fabaceae. The record is from RefSeq and is a predicted model, not a curated record. Gene Ontology annotation, molecular function: carbohydrate binding.